Callorhinchus milii (elephant shark) is the source of this 2004-nucleotide messenger RNA. Its product is annotated as vitamin D receptor. Gene Ontology annotation, cellular component: nucleus. The transcript has 9 exons. Gene Ontology annotation, biological process: positive regulation of transcription by RNA polymerase II; negative regulation of transcription by RNA polymerase II; cell differentiation. Gene Ontology annotation, molecular function: nuclear receptor activity; zinc ion binding; vitamin D response element binding. The record is from RefSeq and is a predicted model, not a curated record. Bases 382 to 1683 code for a protein of 433 amino acids. Lineage: Eukaryota; Metazoa; Chordata; Chondrichthyes; Chimaeriformes; Callorhinchidae.
AGAAUGGUGAGAGAGAGGGUCUGGGCAGAUUAUCUGGGCUGAAGGACAGCUUGAUGGCGAUUUUCAGGGAAGCGUUCUGUCAGAUAACUGCAGUGGGCUGCCACGUGCCAGGCUGCAGUGGGGCUGUGUGGGGGUGUGUAAAUGAGGAUGUUGCCUUGUGCGUUUCUCUUGGUGACGUACAGAGAGCUGUGCUAGAGUCUCAGCUGUAUUGUGCGAAUUGGCUUUGAGGUACUGACGUCACAGAAGCUGAACUGCAGUGAGGAACAAGUCACUAUGGUUACAGCUGUGAUCGGUGCGGAAAGACAGUGUACAGUGUCAGAGGGUUAACAGCCACGUACUUGUACACCGACUGCUGAACAGAUAUGCACUGACUGUGGAAGAAUGGAGCCAAUGGCCGUCAGCAGUUCCGCUUAUCAAUCCGGCGACGAGGAGUUUGACAGGAAUGGCCCGCGAAUCUGUGGUGUUUGUGGGGACAAAGCAACUGGCUUCCAUUUCAACGCCAUGACGUGUGAAGGCUGCAAAGGCUUCUUCAGGAGAAGUAUGAAGAAGAAAGCCACUUUUACCUGUCCUUUCAACGGCAACUGUGCAAUUACAAAGGAUAACCGACGGCAUUGCCAAGCCUGCAGACUGAAGCGAUGUCAGGACAUUGGCAUGAUGAAAGAGUUUAUUUUGACAGACGAAGAGGUUCAAAGGAAGAAGGAGUUGAUUUUAAAACGGAAAGAAGAGGAGGCGAUAAAGGAGGCAAAGAAACCGAGGCUGAGUGAUGAACAAGAGAACCUGAUUGCCUUACUGGUCGACGCUCACAGGAAAACCUACGAUGAUUCAUAUGCUGACUUCAUCCAUUUCCGACCUCCCGUGCGGAUGGAGGACUCUAGCGAAUAUUCAUCAGGUUCCUGCUCCAUCCAUUCAUCACAGAGCCUUUCCUCAGAAGAACACUUUGAUCCCUGCAACCCGUCCUCAUCCGAGUCGCUCAGCACAUUCCCAGACAAUCUGAGAAUGUCGAGCUGCAGUACUGACGCUGAGAUGCUGGAAGACCCCAAUGGUAAGCCUGAGGAAGCCUCACCACUUACCAUGCUGCCUCACCUUGCUGACCUGGUCAGCUACAGCAUACAGAAGGUCGUGGGCUUUGCAAAGGGCAUCCCUGGCUUCAGGGAGUUAUCAUCAGAUGACCAGAUUGCCCUUCUAAAGUCGAGUGCAAUUGAAAUUAUUAUGCUGCGAUCAAACCAGUCCUUCAUGUUGGACGACAUGUCCUGGUCCUGUGGAAACGAGGAUUUCAAAUACAAACUCCAAGACGUCACAAAAGCUGGCCAUUCCUUGCAGUUGCUGGAACCACUUGUAAAAUUUCAGAUUGGUUUGAAGAAGCUGAACUUACACGAAGAGGAGCACGUGCUUCUGAUGGCUGUCUGCCUGCUCUCCCCGGAUCGGGCCGGGGUGCAGGAGCGUGCUCAAGUGGAGGCCAUUCAGGACCAGCUCUCUGAGACGUUGCAGACGUACAUUCGGGUCAAACACGUUCAGCCGGGAAGCCGCUUGCUCUACGCAAAGAUGAUUCAGAAGCUGGCUGAUCUCCGCAGCCUGAACAACGAGCAUUCCAAAGAGUACCAGUUACUCGCCCUCCAGCCCAGCCAUUGCCUGCAGCUCACCCCUCUGGUGCUGGAGGUGUUCGGCAAUGAGGCUGAUCACUGAGGUCCUGGCUGGUGUGUGUGCAGGGGCAGGUCUGCUCACACAGAUCACGUCUGCGCUGGUCUGCGCAGUGUAGGUGGAAUGACAUCAGGACUGAUUUAAAAAGAGAGCGACCGGGAAGGUUUUGCAUUCGGUGUAUCUGUGCAUUGAGGGGCGAGGGCUGGUGGGUCUGAAUGACCAGGGAUUGAUUAGCAACACCACUUGGGUUACAGCAUCUCGUAGAUCUUUUUCAUCCAUUACUCGACUGAUUUUUUGAAACAAUGAACCUGGUUUUAACAGCACAACAGAAUGUAAUCCACCUUUACCUGGUCCAACACCCCCCCC